Messenger RNA from Adineta steineri, 1161 nucleotides. The record is from the annotation of a GenBank genome assembly. Lineage: Eukaryota; Metazoa; Rotifera; Eurotatoria; Adinetida; Adinetidae.
AUGCCAUGCUUGUCUUUUCGACGUCGAAUGUUAUUCAAUAUGUAUCAACGCACAUUGCGUAGUUCUUUUCUUUGUUUAAUUAUAUUAUUUUUAACAAUAAUUAUUGUUAUACUGCUCACUUUCCGUUUAUCGAAUCUCCAACAAGAAUGUUCAACAAAUAUCAACGUCCCUCAACAACAACAACCACAAAGAAUACAGUAUAAUUCAUCAUCAGAACAUCCAGUUAUAUUUAUCGGUGGAAUGCCACGUAGUGGUACAACAUUAAUGCGUGCUAUUCUUGAUUCCCAUCCACUUGUUCGUUGUGGAGAAGAAACAAGAGUUAUACCAAGAAUAUUAAGUAUGAGAGCGGCAUGGAAAAAAUCACCUGUUGAAUGGAAUCGACUUAUUGCUGGUGGUAUAAGUGAAAGUAUGAUUGAUUCUGCUGUACGUGCCUUUGUUUAUGAAAUUUUACUUCAACAUGGUAAACAUGCUGAUGUUCUUUGUGAUAAAGAUCCAUUUGUUCUUAAAUAUACAUCAUAUAUAUCAUCAAUAUUUCCAAAUGCUAAAUUUCUUUUAUUAAUUCGUGAUGCACGUGCUGUUAUACAUUCAGUAAUGACACGUAAAGUAACAAUAACUGGUUUUAGCUUAAGUGAUUAUCGACAAAAUUUAAGAUUAUGGAAUAAAGGUAUUGAAACAAUGGUUAAUCAAUGUACAGAAAUUGGGAAAGAUAAAUGUUUAAUGGUUUAUUAUGAACAACUUGUUUUACAACCAAAAAAAACUAUUGCAGAUAUUUUAAAAUAUUUAAAUCUACCUUGGGUUGAAAGUGUGCUGCAUCAUGAAGAACUUGUUGGAAAGAAAAUAUCUCUGUCAAAAACCGAACAUUCAUCGGAUCAAGUUAUUAAACCAAUUAAUACUGAAGCUUUAACUAAAUGGGUUGAUCAUAUACCAAAGGAUAUUAAAAAUGAAUUAGAUACAUUAGCACCUAUGCUUAAAAAACUUGGCUAUGAUAUACAAUCAGAUGUACCGACAUAUGGUGUUGCUGAUCAAUUAGUACUGGAUAAUAUGAAUAAAUUGAAAGAAAACGCUGAUUUUUGGAAUGCUAAAGCAAAAUCUUACGCCCGUCAAGCACCUAAUGAUACACGUCCAUUUCAAAAUCAGUCAGCUCAACGAACUAUACAUUAA